ACAAGUUGAGGGGCGAGACACCCAGUGUUUUUUCGGCUGAAGCUUUUUCAGCUGUUGCUUCUUUGUAUAUUUCGUUCCUGCCUCUUGUGUAAUCACCAAAACUCGGAGCGCAAAUGGCUGCUUUUAUAUCUUUGUCACUUUGUUGGAUUUGGCUGUCUGUCUCGAUUCUCCGUUCAACUGCCUCUCAAGUUGACCUGGACCAGAGAAACAUCACAGCUGGACAGAACAUCACUCUGCCAUGUCAAGCUCCAAACAACAACAUCAUAGUUAUAGAGUGGAGCAGAGCUGACGUGAAGGAAGAAUAUGUCCUUAUGUACCGGGACAGACACUUUGAUUCAAUCAACCAGCAUCCAUCUUUUAAGAACCGGGUGGAUCUGCAGGACAAACAGAUGAAGGAUGGAGACGUGUCUUUGAUUCUGAAGAAUGUGACGGUCAAUGAUACUGGAACAUACGAGUGUCGUGUUUUCAUGAAAGGAACAAACCGCAGGAAGAGAGCUAACCUCAAUACUGACCCCAUCAACAAAAUCAAGUUAAAUGUCGUUCCUCCAGGUCACACAGGAGGACACACAGAGGAUGGAGUCAGUAGAGGAUAUUUUGGUCUGUUAGCUUGUGGUUUGUUUCUUCUUCUUGUCCUCGUUGUUGCUCUUGUGAUCACUCGUAAACUGGCAAAGAGGAAUUUAUCUGAAGUACCAGAAAUCACAGUGUCACUAAGAUCAUGAAAACAUCAUUCUCAUACAACCUCUUAAAUGGACCAUUACUUAUGUAGCCUCUUUUUAGUCUGUUACUCCCCUGUUACUUAAAAUAGAGGAGUAUUUUAAAAUGAAUGCAGAGUUGAACCGGGAGCCAGUGAAGCUUCCCCUCAUAUCUUCCCCUCAGAUAUGAGGGGUAGAUAUGACAGUAGGAGGGCGGUCAAGGUGACAGGUAGAAGGCUUUGAUUUGUGGAUGAGAUCAGAGAUAUCACUGAUAGAGGGAAGUUGGAAGGCAGAAAGGCAAUGUAAUGGAGGUGGGGUUGAGAAGGAGGAGCUACAUGUAACAUCAGGAGCAAGGUGUAUUUUAUGAAUUUUUUCAGUGAAGAAUAGCAUUAGAGAGUCACAGAAGUUAGACGAGUAGAGAUGAGUGGGCAGAAAGUCAGGCAGCCUGAGAAAAGAGUUGAAUAGUGAGAACAGUGUCUUAGUAGAAUCCUCGCUUGAACAGAUAAUGUGGAGUCCGAUUUAGUUUGGUUAAUACACUCUUUAUAAAACAGAACAUGACUGUUAAACAUUUCCUUAUGAAUAGUAAGGUUGGUUUUCUUAUGGAGAUGCUCAUGUCGUCGGCCUUUAGAUUUCAAAAAGACGGAGUUCAGGUGUGUACCAAGGUGCUGAGUGAGAAAAGGAUACAGGUCUAGUUUUUAGCCCCGGCGGAAGGGGCUACAUGAAUAGGAUGAGGGACCUAUGGAUUCUUCGAUACCCAACAUCCACAAUGACAGCGA
Maylandia zebra (zebra mbuna) is the source of this 1468-nucleotide messenger RNA. The record is from RefSeq and is a predicted model, not a curated record. Lineage: Eukaryota; Metazoa; Chordata; Actinopteri; Cichliformes; Cichlidae.